AUGUCCGACAUCUCGCUCAGCGACUUCGACGUCAACAAGCUGAACGAGAAGGACAAGGCCGAGCUGCGCCAGUUCCUCAACAACGAGAACCAGAAGGCCCGCGUCCAGGCGACCGUCCACUCCCUGACCGAUAUCUGCUUCAAGAAGUGCAUCACGAGCACGGUCCGCAACGGCAAGCUCGACCGGAGCGAGGAGGGCUGCAUGGCGAACUGCGCUGACCGGUUCAUAGACGUCAGCCAGCUAACGAUGAAGCACUUGCAGAGCUUGCGGCAGGGCUGA
Messenger RNA from Durotheca rogersii, 279 nucleotides. Its product is annotated as Tim10/DDP family zinc finger-domain-containing protein. The record is from RefSeq and is a predicted model, not a curated record. Bases 1 to 279 code for a protein of 92 amino acids. Lineage: Eukaryota; Fungi; Ascomycota; Sordariomycetes; Xylariales; Xylariaceae. The transcript has 2 exons.